CUUCUUUUUUUUUUUUCAAUUUUUGUUAGCCUUUUUCAUCCUCUGUUUCUUACUUCUCCUUGGGGUUCUUUGUCUUUUAUAAAUUCUUUUUUUUCUGAUUAUGUUCCGUCUCUUUCUCACUUCACCUACUUCUACUUCAUCUUCUUCAUUUUAAUCUUCUGGUUAGAAAAAGUAAUAGUAGUUUAGUUCUAUUCCGUUUUGGUUUGAAUCUGUUUAUACAAUUUUUUUUUUUGGUUGUCCAUUUGAUUUAUAAAAACCCAAAAAGGCAGAGCAGAUUACAACAACAUAUUCAAGAAGCCCCAACAUGAUAAAUAAGACCUAAUUAACCCCAUUACAAUCCACCUAAUACUACACGUGUAAACUUGUCAUGAAAUUCCAAAACACGUGUGAGGCAGAAAGAUGAAUGUGUUGCAGCGCCGCUUAUCCAUCACUGGAAAAAAUUCUUCACCGAUGCAUCCACCGUUGACCACCGCGACGCCGUACCAGACCACUGCUCUUUAAUCUUUUUUAAUUCCUCCGAUUUGAUCCGGUGUACAUCUGAGGGGCGAUUUCAUUGCCGCAGCUGGUUCCCUCCUCAUUGCCGGAUUUCUCGUUGGUAGCCGGCACUAAAUGGUUAGAAUCGGAAGUGGGGAAGAUUAAUCUUCCGGAUGAGAGUGAACUAGGGUUCGGAUUAGAGCGGUGGCGGUGAACGGCUCAAUCUCGGCGGUGGCGUUUUUCUUUUCAGAUGACAUCGGCUUUAUCGAUUGAAGAUGUUCGUCGAGAAGUGAAACUGUUGGAAGCUUUGUCUGGGCAUAGGCAUAUGGUAAAGUUCUACGAUGUAUACGAGGACGCUGAUAAUGUCUUUGUUGUUAUGGAGUUAUGCGAAGGUGGAGAGCUAUUGGACAGGAUUUUGGCGAGAGGUGGUCGAUACCCUGAAGUCGAUGCCAAACGUUCUUGUACAGAUUCUGUCUGCAACAGCAUUUUUUCACCUUCAAGGUGUUGUGCACCGUGAUCUGAAGCCGGAGAAUUUUCUCUUUACCAGCAGAAAUGAGGAUGCAAUACUCAAGGUCAUUGAUUUUGGCUUGUCUGAUUUCAUUAGAUACGAUCAGCGUCUCAAUGAUGUUGUAGGAAGUGCGUACUAUGUUGCACCGGAAGUACUCCAUAGGUCUUAUAGCACUGAAGCAGAUAUGUGGAGCAUCGGCGUCUUAUGGCAUGAGCACUUACGUGCACUAUUUUUUUGGGUCUAUUUAACUUAAUCCUUUGUCUAUUCUGGUUUUUCUUGUUAUAGUCAUUAAGCAGAAUAUCAAUAUGAAAAAUUGUAAAACAUAUGCAUCAUGUAAUGCAAAUUGAUGUUAAUAUAUGAAGAUCU
Messenger RNA from Eutrema salsugineum, 1348 nucleotides. Its product is annotated as CDPK-related kinase 4. The transcript is spliced from 7 exons. Gene Ontology annotation, molecular function: calcium-dependent protein serine/threonine kinase activity; ATP binding; calcium/calmodulin-dependent protein kinase activity. The record is from RefSeq and is a predicted model, not a curated record. Lineage: Eukaryota; Viridiplantae; Streptophyta; Magnoliopsida; Brassicales; Brassicaceae. Gene Ontology annotation, cellular component: nucleus; cytoplasm. Bases 816 to 1235 code for a protein of 139 amino acids. Gene Ontology annotation, biological process: peptidyl-serine phosphorylation; intracellular signal transduction; protein autophosphorylation.